This is a messenger RNA of Rotaria socialis, 1788 nucleotides long. NCBI's taxonomy places the organism in Eukaryota, Metazoa, Rotifera, Eurotatoria, Philodinida, Philodinidae. The record is from the annotation of a GenBank genome assembly.
AUGUCGAAAAGUAAUCUUCGUCGUCCGCAAAAGAAAUCAACAUUAAAAAAGCGUCAAGAUUGGGAUACGUCGAUUGGUGACCUUUCACAACAUCGACUAAGUGAUGAUGAAGCCUCACGAAGAAAGCAAGCAUAUCAAUCACGUAAUUUACAAUUGAUUCAAGAUGAAAAACAACGAAAACUGUUAGCCAAAGCGGUUCAUGAUGCAAGAAAAAAUAAUAGUAAUCAAUUGGGUAUUUUACGUGAAAUCUUAUUUAAUGAACGUGAUGUUGAUGAAUUAAUGCAAAGAUCAAAUCAUUUAAUGCAUUCUCGUUCGGAUAAAGCACUUCCGGUUCCGAAAAAUAGCAUUUUACGCAGCGGAAAAAAUCAUUUUACAAGUUUACAUGAUAACCAUACAAAAAAACCAACAUCGUCCUCAUCGAAGCCAUCAGCAACAAGAAAUUUAAAUUCACCAGGUGGUGCCGAUUGGAAUCAAUCUGAAGAAGAUAAUUUAUCAGUUAGCUCAGCUGAUAUUGGUGAAGACGAUGAACUCGAAAAUGAACCUGUUCGUUUAAGUCGUCCAAAUAAAAAGAAUGAUCAUCACAAUAAUGAACAAUUAAACGAUCAUGAACAUCAACAAAAUUGUUUAUCAGCUCGUACGAAUGCUCGUAAUCCGAAUCUCUAUUCUCAAGUUCGUCAGCAAUCAGCUGGAACUCGUUCAGUUAACAAUGUCUCAUUUAUGUCUGAUGUAUCUAAACCAGGUGGCAAAACCGCGGUUACUGAAUCAACUGGCAAUCUAUCAACCAAUCAAUUAAAACAAUUACUCGAUCGUUUAUCGUCUGAUUUGCAUGAUUUAGAAACUAUAACAGGAUUUAAAGCAGAUAAAAAUGACGCGUCAUUAAAUGUUCAAUCAAAUACAUGUAGUACAGCACUUGUUACUGCACUUAUUGCACUUACAGGUCACGUUAAACAAUGUGCUAUUGGUUCAAGAAAUCAACCCAGUCAAGAAACAAACACUCUUAAAGAUCAACUUUCAGUUGUGAUUAAAGCUCAAUUAGAUUUUCAACACAAAAUUGAAAAUCAAAUAUCAAUGUUACAAACUAUGAUGCAAACUGUUUGUCAACUUGUUAAUAAUGAACUGAUAUCAAAUAAAAAAUGUGCUGGUAAUUGUAAUCCACAACAACAACAACAAUCAACGAUAAAUUCAGCUCGUUUACGCCGAGAUUCAGCAGAUUUUCAAGUAGCUGAACCAAGACAAAAUUGGUUAAGUAAUCAUAAUAAUGCUCCUCAAAGACCAAAAACAAAUGCAACCGAUGAAUUAAUGACAUUUACUCAACGUAUGAGUAGUACUACACCAACAGAAAUGAAUCAAUAUCGUUAUUCAACUUACAAUGAAGCAAAUGAUGUGUCGAAAAAAAUAUCACGACCCACAUCAGCUGUUUCUACAACCGAAAGUAAUAUGAAUGAUUUUUCAAAACAAAUUCCUCAACGUCGAAACAUGGAAUCAGAAUCACGUUCAUCGAUGAUUAGUCCAAUUGAUAUGCCAUCAUCCUAUGAUUUGUUUGAAUCGGGUCUUCCCAAAAGUAAUUCAACAACGAGUAUGAUGAGAAGUGCAACUACUAGUUAUUAUGGUGGAAUUUCAAAUACGAAUGCACCAACGACUUCAAAUAAUGAAACAAUAUUAGAAAAAAUCUUACAGGAACGUCUUCUUCUUGUUCAACAAAUAGCUGAACUUAAUAAACAACAUGAAAUGACACAAGAAGAAUUGGCUAGUCUUGAAGCUAACGCUUUACAACAGCGUAUAACAUAA